CAGCAUGGACGUGUCGCAGCAGCAGCAGCAGCAGCAACAGCAACUGGAGCAACAGCAGCAGUAAUCUCCUCCUUUUUCCAACUGGCCAACGGACCGCCAACCAGCAGCAAGGGAUCACACUGCCAAAUCUUCAGAAUCCUUUCAUUUUUUUUGCAUUUUUUUUUUGGUUUGCUGGAGGGCGUGCGAAAAGCCAAAAAAAAAAAACAAACAAAAAAGUGGGCUUAAAGUUUUGAGUGAAGUAUAAAAAGAUAAAAAACUAAAAAAAAGCUAAAAACUUAAAAAAAAAAUAAACCAAAAAUAAAUCAAGAGAUACAGAGUGUCGAACAGUGCGUGAGUUGCAGUUACAGUUUUCAGUUUUCCGCUGGGAAAAGGGAUUAAAAGGCGAAUAAAAAACUUUUUGGCGCACAAAAGUAGGCAACAGCAACGCCAACUUUCUGGAUCGACACAGACAGCCAAUUAAAGUUGCCACAGCAGCUGCAACGCGUAGACAUCACAGAAUCACUGCCCCAAAAGAAGAACUAAGACUUUAGCCAGUAGAAGUGGAAGAAGCACUGCCAUUGAAACAGCUACUGCCAGCAACAACAAUAAAACAAUACAAGGAACUGCAACAACAACGUGUUGCUGCCGCAAAACGCAGCAGCCGCAACGAGAGCGUCAUCUCUGCCCUUCGCACGCCUCUGCGGGCGGCCUCAAAAAUAAAAGAGAACUCAAGAUGCAGAACGCCAGGAUUGCCAGGAUCGCAACCAACUCUGCCCGGGCUUGUCACCGGCAACGAUUCUACGAACCCAAUGCCGAAGUACGCUGGCAGCACUCCGAGCACUAAACCGGCUGAGUGGAGCCACUAGCACCCCGGAUCCGAACAGCGGCGGCACAAGCGGAGGAACUAUGAUAACAAGGCUCUACAACACCGAAGAGGAUCCCGCCUACUGCUCGUUCAUCUGGGGCUCCAAUCUCACCAGCAGCGCAGAUGUCCUGGCCGCCAAUGCCACGUCCGUCUUUAGCAGCGACCUAAGGGACGACUUCUAUCGGGAUGUGGAGGAUCCGCGGACGGAAUCGUUGAGGGAGUACUGCUAUGGCCUGGUGCUGCCCAUCAUCUGCGCCAUGGGCAUCAUAGGCAAUGUGCUCAACCUGAUUGUGCUCACCAGGCGCAACAUGCGUGGCACCGCCUACAUCUACAUGAGGGCCUACUCCACUGCCGCCCUGUUGGCCAUUGUGUUCGCCAUCCCCUUCGGCAUCCGCAUGCUGGUGCACAAGGAUCGAGGACAGUGGGAGGAGUUCGGCCCCGCCUUCUACACCGCCCACUUGGAGCUUUAUUUGGGCAACGGCUGUUUGGGCGUUGGCGUAAUGAUGUUACUAGUGCUGACCAUCGAACGUUACGUGUCCGUCUGCCAUCCCGGCUUCGCUCGACCAGUGAUGGGACCACCGGGCGUGGUGGUCUUCCUCACCUGCCUGGCCACGGUGAUCGUCUACCUGCCGAGCAUCUUUCGCGGCGAGCUGAUCAAAUGCAUCUUCGGCUCCAGCGACGUCUACGUGUACUUGCGGCGCGACAACACGAUCUACCAGCAGACGAUCUUCUAUCGCGUCUACAAGAUCAUGCUCGAGGUGAUCUUCAAGCUGGUGCCCACCCUGGUGAUCGGCGGCCUCAACUUGCGCAUCAUGAUGGUCUACCGGCGGACCUGCGAGCGCCGCCGUCAGAUGGUCCUCAGUCGUCCACAUGCCCAUGGUCAUGGUCAUGGUCAUGGCCAUGGACAUGGACAUGGACACGGACACGGGCAUGGACAUGGAUAUAUGAAGGACGACGAUCCGAGGAAGUUCGCCGAGGAGCGGCGAUUGUUCCUGCUGCUCGGCAGUACCUCGAUCCUGUUCCUUGUGUGCGUCUCGCCGAUGGCCAUACUCCACAUGACGAUCGCCUCGGAGGUCUACCCGAGCUUCCCCUUCCAGGUGUUCCGGGCCAGCGCCAAUCUGCUGGAGCUGAUCAACUACUCGCUGACCUUCUACAUCUACUGUCUGUUCAGCGAGGACUUCCGCAACACCCUGGUGCGGACCAUCAAGUGGCCCUGGCUGAAGGGCAAGUUCUGCCAUCAGGCCGAGCACGAGGUGAGUGCCAGUCCACCGGCCACAGCCGGAACUGUAGCCGUAGCCGGAUUAGGAACCGGAACUGGAAUCGGGCAGGUUUCUAAUUUUCAUCCGGCUAUACCGGCGCUGACUCUCACACCCGCAGAACCCGAGGAACGACCCCGACUUGCCAAUGGCGUGCUUCACUAAGGUGGAGAGGGGCCAUCAGAAGCACAACCACAACCACAUUACCACCACCUCGGGCCUGGGACGAUCGAGUAGCAUUUAGCACAGGGCCAAGAGCCAACGAAACCGCCAACACCGUCAGCACCACCAUAAUCACCAACAACUCCAUUGCCACCACCUCCACCCGUCCGCCAUUCGAGAUCCGAAGCGAA
Messenger RNA from Drosophila takahashii, 2453 nucleotides. Its product is annotated as probable G-protein coupled receptor B0563.6. NCBI's taxonomy places the organism in Eukaryota, Metazoa, Arthropoda, Insecta, Diptera, Drosophilidae. Gene Ontology annotation, molecular function: G protein-coupled receptor activity. The record is from RefSeq and is a predicted model, not a curated record. Gene Ontology annotation, cellular component: membrane. Gene Ontology annotation, biological process: G protein-coupled receptor signaling pathway.